This is a messenger RNA of Rhododendron vialii, 4887 nucleotides long. Its product is annotated as pentatricopeptide repeat-containing protein At1g05670, mitochondrial. The record is from RefSeq and is a predicted model, not a curated record. The transcript is spliced from 8 exons. Gene Ontology annotation, molecular function: protein binding. Lineage: Eukaryota; Viridiplantae; Streptophyta; Magnoliopsida; Ericales; Ericaceae. The coding region runs from base 126 to 2360 and encodes 744 amino acids.
AAACCAAAACUAGACGGGAGAUCAGUCCACGGUCCACCCUUGUUCUUCUUCUACCUGGAGAAGAACCCACUGCAGUAUCAAACAUGCCCCCUCAAACUCUCCUCUAAUGGCUACCUUUCACAGACAUGAAUCGUCGUGCUCUCUCCUUCUCAACCCACAUCAGUCCCUUCUUCUCCGAUAAACCUCGCCUACUCAUUUCUGCUCCAACCCAUUUGGUCCAAACCCUCUCCUCCUUAUCCUCCGCCCAUUCCAGACCUUUCCCUGACUACUCCCCUAAGAAACCCACCAUCAAAGACUCCGAAUUUAUCCACCAAAUCUCCACCACCGUCAAGCACCGCCGCGCCGAGCCCCUCCGGCGCGUUCUCAAACCCUACGAAUCCAGGUUCAGACCAGACCACCUCAUUUGGGUUUUAAUGAAAAUAAGGAGUGAUUACCGAUUAGUCGUGGAUUUCUUUGAAUGGGUUUGUCUAAGGAGGGACCCAUCAAUGGAAUCCAUUUGCAUUGUUGUUCACAUUGCUGUUGCUGCUAAUGACCCUGAAAAGGCCCACGGGCUUAUUAGGGAUUUUUGGGUCAAGGAAACCCAUUUGGGUAAUAGUGUUUUAUUUGCUCAAUUUGUUGAGAGAUUGGUUUAUACUUAUAAGGAUUGGGGAUGUAACCCUUUAGUGUUUGAUAUUUUCUUUCAAGUCCUUGUUGAAGUUGGCAUGCUUGACGAGGCGAGAAAACUAUUUGAUAAGAUGUUGAAUUAUGGUGUAGUUAUGUCCGUCGAUUCUUGUAAUCUGUUUCUAUCGCGCCUGUCGAAGGAUUUUGAGGGGCUUGAGAUGGGGUUGAGGGUUUUCAGGGAAUUUCCUGAAGUGGGUGUUUGUUGGAACACUGCAUCACAUAAUAUUGUGAUGCACUUGCUUUGUCAAUUAGGGAAAGUUAAAGAAGCUCAUAACUUAUUGCUGCAAAUGGAGUUUAAGGGGUGCAUGCCUGAUGUUAUAAGUUAUAGUACCUUGAUUAAUGGGUAUUGUUGUGUGGAAGAGUUUCAGACUUUGAUGAGACUUGUAGAAGAGAUGCAAAUUAAGGGCUUGAGGCCAAAUAAAUUUAUAUUUGACAGUAUUAUCUUUCUUUUAUGCAAGAAUAGAAAGGUUUUGGAUGCGGAGACAGUGUUUAGGGAGAUGUUGAGGCAGGGAGUAAUACCGGAUAAAGUGGUCUAUACAACUUUAGUUGAUGGUUUCUGCAAGGUUGGGAAGGUUUCGUUUGCAUACAACCUGCUCGAUGAAAUGCAGAGCCAUGGCAUUAUUCCUGAUUUUGUAACGUAUACUGCUAUUAUAUGUGGGCUUUGUCAAAUUGGAAAGAUGGUUGAAGCAAAUGAACUUUUCCAUGAAAUGGUUAGUAGGGGGAUGCAAGCUGAUGAAGUUAUGUAUACAGCACUCGUCGAUGGUUAUUGCAAGUCAGGUGAGAUGAAGAAGGCCUUUUUACUUCAUAACCAGAUGGUCCAAAUUGGUCUGACUCCAAAUGUUGUUACCUACACUGCUCUUGCUGAUGGGCUUUCUAAACUUGGGGAGGUAGAGACAGCAAAUGAGCUUCUUCAGGAGAUGUGUGCGAAGGGUCUCGAGCCGAACAUUUUCACCUACAACUCACUUGUCAAUGGGCUUUGUAAAGCAGGAAAUAUAGUGCAAGCAGUAAAACUAAUGGAAGAUAUGGAUGCCGCAGGGUUACAGCCUUGCACUAUAACGUACACUACUGUGAUGGAUGCGUAUUGUAAGUCGGGAGAGAUGGUGAAGGCUCAUGACCUUCUUAGGGAGAUGCUGAAUAGAGGGCUAAAACCCACAAUUGUUACAUUCAAUGUGCUGAUGAAUGGAUUUUGUAUGUCAGGGAUGUUAGAAGAUGGUGAGAGGCUUCUAAAUUGGAUGUUAGAGAAAGGUAUAAUGCCGAAUGCCACUACCUACAAUUCUCUCAUGAAGCAGUACUGCAUUAGAAAUGAUAUGCGUGCGACAAGUGAAAUAUAUAGGGGGAUGCAUGCUCAAGGAGUGGUGCCAGAUAGUAACUCCUACAACAUACUUAUAAAGGGGCACUGUAAAGCGAGGAACAUGAAAGAGGCAUGGUUUCUACACAGAGAGAUGGUUGAGAAGGGGUAUCGUCUGACGGUUGCUUCUUAUAAUGCGCUAAUCAAGGGUUUCUUUAAGAGGAAAAAAAUUUCUGAGGCAAGGAAAUUGUUUGAAGAAAUGAGGAGAGAAGGGUUGGUUGCAGAUGGGGAAUUAUACAGCAUUUUUGUUGAUUUGAACUACAGUGAGGGGAGCAUGGAUAUCACUCUUGAGCUUUGUGAUGAAGCGAUAGAGAAAUGUCUCAUGGAUAAGAGCAACAAAGAGAACACAUAGCUUGGUUUGCUUGCAACUCUUUCAUUGGGUUGUUGGGUGAAAAAAUUCCCAUUGUCCUAUGCAUGAGCUUGAAUGGUUGGAUUUUCUGAAUUGCUCACCGCAUGAGCCCACGUCCAUGAAAACUGACAUGGAUGAAAGAGAGGCUGUAGCGGAAGUCAGCUAGGCUUGGUAAAAGAAAGCGCAUCCAGCCUCACAAAAAUAAAAUGGAGGCACAUCUCCUUUCUCUCUCUCUCUCUCUCCGUCAAAUUUCGACCCUGACGACCAACAAUUGCCAUGGCGAGGAAGACCAAAUAGGUGCUUUGAAGAUUGUUGAAGCUACCAGUCUCAAACCCUAGGAGGCGAUUUUCCCCAAUGCUCGAACCCUGGCCGUCGAUCCUUCUCGGGCAUCGCCUUACACCGAGCCCUCUUCUCCGGCGUUCCCAUAUCCUUGUCCUUUCGCUUACCCGUUGCCGUGGAUCACCGAUCGACGUGGUUUUCCGAUUGAGGGGGCUGCUUCUACUUUUGCUUUUGAUUUCACCGGGUGCCGAUCUCAAUCAUCGGGAUCCUUCAACGUUUUCAACCCUCACCGAUCUGUCCAGAUGAAGAUUGAUGAGUGUGUGGCUAUCAGGUGGAGGCCAAACUUUGAAACUAUAAUGUACGCCUACUGCCCUCCACAGAUCACAAAGCCCAAGUACCCAAAAAUUUGAAGCUGCUGGUUGUUCCCCUGUUUGAACUCUAUGACAAUGUUCAGAGAUAUGAGCCGGUUUUAUCAACAAUUCCACAGCAACUUUCCAGGUUCCAUUUCAAUAUAAUGCAUCAUGAAACAAGGUGCUUGCAAGUUUUUGGUGAUGGAAGUUUUAGAACAUCAUGUAUCCAUUUCGAUUAAGGACUAUCCUGGUUAGAAGACAGGCUAAUUGCUCAAGCUAAUGCAACUUAGGUUUGUAGUUUGCUGCUGCAUGUAUUAUGUGGCCUCAAAGAGUUGUAGUUUCAAUUUACCUGCAGAAACAAGAUCAUAGGAGGCCUCCGUAUGUUUCAGUUCAUGAGGGUUGGGUUGGGUUUUUAUGGAUUUCAGGUUUAAUGAUGGGUUGCGUGUGCCUGUUUUAUGGUCAUGAGAGUAGGCUUGUGUUUGCUUCUAAGUUUGUGGAAACAGUAGGAAGCAUACCUUGAAAGCUGUAUGUAUUUGAUUUAUGGGAAAUGUGUUAGCCUGCUAAGUAUUUGCUUUUCUAAUGUUCAGUUUUCUGGUAGCUACUCUAAUUUGCAGAAGAUUAGGGAAAUGAAGUUAAAUGGUGUAAUUUUAGAGGCUUUUAUUAUAACCUUGUCACCCUGUCGCGUUACUUUUGAUUGAACUCAAGUGGGAUAGUCACUACAACAAAGAUGACUUUUUAUAGCAUUAUCUACCAGCGUUCUUUUAAGAAUGCUAUGAAAGGAAACCAAAUAUAGCAUUCAGUGAUAAGGAGAGGCGGAAAACUCGCGCCUAGAAUAUUAUAGCGUUCAUUAGAGUAUCUAAUAGCGUUCCACAAAAAUUACUUUACUUGGCGCCCUAUCCCACACCCCCUUACUGAAUUGCUUAUAAUUAGUUUGAGUGAAUAUUAUUCCCUCUUUUCAACUCCUAACCGUGAGAGGGCUAAGAGACAUUUGGCAUGCUUAGUUAGCUGCUUGGAAAUCCAUGAUGCGUUACUCUUUCAACUCCUCUGUCUAGGAGGGCUAAGAGUAUUAGAUCAGUGGUGUCUUUUCUCUUUGUCCAACUCCCAAAUCUGAGGAGGGCUAUGAGACCAUUUGAAUGUGUAGCCAACACUGAGAGGCUGUUUUCUGCUGUUGUUGCUGGAUUGGAACUGAAUGAGGAAACGUCUUAGUGUUGAUCUCUUUCUUUCUCUGGUUCAACUACUGCAUUCUUCUGUUUGCAGCGAGACAAUAAUUGAAUGAUGAACAAAUUAGUAUUGAACUUGCUGCAAAUCUGUUUUGAGCUAUGGAGAUUAAUCUGGAUGAGCUGUGGAGAUUCAUGAACCAAUGGGACUGAACUGCUCCUAAUGGGACUGAAUUGCUAAGGUUUUGGUUACUAAUGGAGCGGAGCUGAAGGAGGUUCUGAAUGUCAAUUUCUUGCUACUCAAUCUUGGUGGGAUUAGUGGAGGAGUUUUGCUAGUCUACUGAGCCUGCAGCUUUUGGGAGGGCUAAGAGAUGUCAUUGUUGGUUGCUGGAUGAAAUUGUUUGUGGUGGUUAUUCAGAUGCAAACCUGUUCCCUAAUGUUGAUAGUUCCUGGAAGGUAUGUGGAUGACUUUGGGAGUAGAAAGGGUAUAAGCUCGGCAAAGAAGUAUGCUUCAAGUAAAGAAAAUCUGCGGCAUGUGAUUGUUGGCUUAGUACAUGAUUACAUUUUCAAGAAGGGGGAAUUAGAUUAGUUUUUUUUUUUUUUUUUUUUCAAUGAGUCUAAUUAGUUAGACUCUUUUAUGUAGUUUGUGUUCUAAGCUAAUGUAAUGAACAUGUAUUCGAUAUUGUACAUUGACGUUUGGAUAUAGUUGGUGUUGAAUGGAUUAAAUCAUUGUUAUUUCUUAAA